UAUGAUUUCAAAUGAAGACGUUCAUUAUUGAGGAAUUAGCUUGGAGUGUCUGAUAAACAUCGAAGGAACAAUGAUGCGUUUCAAUGUGCAGUAUCUCCAUGUUGUUUUGAAUCAAUGACAAAGUCAUCAGAUUUGAUGUUAAAUCCACACUGAACCGGAAGUUAUACAUAAAUCACGUGCCAUGGGGAGACGGGGUUACCAGAAAACUGUUUGUGGUACAUUCCUUGUUGUGUCGUUUGUCUGGCUUUCAAUCACCAUAGUUAUCGUGAUGUACCACGAGGAACUGAUGAAGUCGCGCAGACUUAGAGAAUACAAUCAAGAAUACGAACAUCUGGACGAAAUGCAUCAUUUAGGGCCAUACUUAGGCAAUCAAAAUUCUGGAAAUGAUCCUGAUGAUAAUCAUAAUUCAAAACUUAAACAUAAUAUCAAAUAUAAUUAUUUGAGAAAUCUAACAAUGAACAGAGAUAGAUUCAAGCUACCAAAAUCAGUUGUAGGAAAUGUGAACAACAAUGAUGUUUUAAACAAUAAACCUUACAUAAAUGAUAUGCUGAAUCAACCCCCGCGAAAAAAAUCGCCAUUUAUUCAGAAAUUAAAAGACAACGGUAAUAAAAUAGAUCCUAAACUUGUUGACGAGGCUAAAGUUGGAGAUGAUACCAAAAGUGACUCUUACUAUGAAUCGACGGCGGAAUCAAAGAAUGAAAAUCAAGACAAAGGGUCCGAUUUAAAACCAGACGUUCCGGAAAUUAAUGAUAACAAAGUUCCCGAGGCACCACACGAAGUAAAUGAGAAACCAGCACCAGUUCCACGUGUAAUCCAACAGGAACACCGAGAGGUAGAGAAAAGGGGAUCAAAAGGCACUGAAACGAAACCACAUAAACAGCAGGAUCAACAGCAGAAAAACGCUCAACAGCCCGGGCAGGGAAAUCAACAGCAAGAAAAUCCGGAAGAAAAAGCUGCACAGAUGAUAGAAGCCGACCCGAUGAAGCUGAUCCUGCAGCAGAUAAAGGACGUCAUCAAUAAUGUUAAUGGGGAUAGUGAGUUGAAUCAAGGGAACAAGAAGCUCCCGAAAAAGUCUAACGAGUCUGAAAACAAAAAGCAGGAGUUUGUCAAUCCCUUGGGCUUAGAUUUUGACGCUAUCGAACCGCGAGCAUCACCAGACGCCCCAGGUGAAAUGGGAAAGUCCUAUGUGGUCCACACAAGAGACUUACCACCUGUCGAGAAAGAAAAAUACGACAAGAUGUUUGAACAGCAUCAGUUCAAUAAAUAUGUUAGCGACAAAAUUUCCGUAAGAAGACGACUUCCGGAUAAAAGAAUUCAAAGUUGCAAAGAUGUGGUUUUUGACAAACCGUUACCAAGGACAAGUAUCAUCAUCUGCUUUCACAAUGAGGCUUGGUCCGUUCUCUUACGUACGAUAUGGAGUAUCCUUGACAGAUCACCGUUAAAUCUGAUAAAGGAAAUCAUUCUCGUCGACGACUUUUCUUCAUUAGGCGAAUUGAAAAAGCCCCUAGAAGACUACAUGGCUCAACUGAAGAUCGUGAAGAUUGUGCGAACAAAGAAGAGAGAGGGAUUGAUCCGAGCCCGGUUGCUAGGCUACUCUGUCGCAACAGGGGAGGUUCUCACCUUCUUAGAUUCCCACUGUGAAUGUGUUUUCGGCUGGCUAGAGCCAAUGUUGACGAGAAUAGCAGAAAAUCAGACUCGAGCCGUCGCUCCCGUUAUUAACUCUAUCGGACACCAUGCGUUUGGAGUUGAUCAACAUGAGGCUCGUGACGUGGGAAUUGUUCAUCUUGAUACACUCUCCUUUCAUUGGGGCUUAAUACCAAAACGAGAAACACAGCGUCGGACGUCGCCCACGGAGCCAUACAGGUCCCCAACAAUGGCCGGCGGUAUAUUUUCUAUUUCCAAGGAAUAUUUCGCGCAUUUAGGAUUGUACGAUGCUGGUAUGGAGAUUUGGGGUGGAGAAAAUUUAGAGAUGUCUUUCAGGAUAUGGACGUGUGGUGGUUCAAUAGAGCUACAUCCAUGCUCACACGUGGCCCACGUGUUCCGGUUUAAAAGCCCGUACAAUUGGGGUAGAGACCCCCAGUUGAUCCUAAAGAAGAACACUAUACGUGUGGGAGAGGUGUGGCUGGAUGAAUAUAGGUUCCAUUACUACGAAAAUCAUCAGUACAGACUGGGUAAUUUCGGUGACGUGUCGGAGAGAAAGGCAUUAAGACAAAGACUACAAUGCAAACCAUUUUCUUGGUAUAUCGAAAAUGUCUACCCAGAAAUGACAAUUCCAGAACCAGUUCUUUAUUCUGGGGAAGUCCGCAAUGUUGCAUAUGACCAAUGUUUGGAUAGCAUGGGUCAGGCUCCAGCAUUCCCCAAGGCUCAGCCUUGUCACGGGCUAGGUGGAAACGAGUACUUCAGAUACUUUAAGAACGGUGAGGUGAGGAUGAAGGACGUGUGCCUGGUAGCCAGGGAGGAGGAACGCGUCGUCGUAUGGAACGUGUGUGCUGAAAGACAAUUACGGUUUUGGGACUACACAGAUGAUAAUCAUUUCGUGGUACGGGGAACUAACCUUUGUCUUGAUGUGACGGAAGGCAAACAGAAAUUAAAGCUGAACCCUUGUUCAUCUUCGUCAACUCAAAAGUGGACAUGGACUAGAAAACUAGCCGACAUCAUUUCCGGGAAAACAUCGUAUUUAGGAACUGGAGUUAGAAACAAGUUUAUACAGUAACGUGUGCUAUAGAUGUGGAAGUCAAGAUUGAAAUCGUUUCAUCAACAUAAAUAAUGUGGAGUGCUGCUACACAAACUACAUAUAAUACGAUAACGUCAUUCAUAACUUGAUUCAUUAGAAUUUUGUUACAAAGUAACAAAGAUAAAUAGAAGAAAUUCAAAAACGUGGAAAUGAAAGCUGCUGCGCAAACGAUAGCGAAUAUGAUACCAUCUCUCAAAAUUUAUUCAUCAUAAUCACUAUUAUAGAGCUUCAGAGAAGAGUUGCGAAAAGGUGGAAAGGAAUGACGGCAAUUGCAAUCUACGGACAGCUAAAACGGAACUGGCGAUCAAAAGAAUUGCAGUUGUACAGUUUAAUAUAGAUAAAAAAAUGUCUUUGAAUUCCUCACAUCACAGUAUACAGUGGUUACUUUGACAUUCACCUUUGCCUUUUUAUCAGCAACUCAAAUUCGUAAUGAGUACAUUUUCUGCUGUUGAGUGCUUCUAUUGUGAUUUCGUAAUCCAAUGUAGAACUGUAUAUAUGACUAGUUGGACCAAAACUGUUAAUUUUGUCAUUCUUGCUUUCUCCCGUGAAAGUAAUCACAAAGCUAGAUUAAAUGUAUAUGUAAUUGGUAUUCAUAGAGAAUACGGAAGUCUACGGUAUUAUAUGCGGGGUUUAUCAACCAAAAUUUCAACUGUUCUUAUUGUUUUCAACAUGCAAGUAUGGUAAUAACAAAUGUACGUCACGACAUUUAAACGAUAUGGUUGGUGUAUAAGUGUUACUGAUCUAGAUACUAAAGUAAGCAUAAGAUGCUACAAUAAUAUCUAUGUGUGAUUGUUUACUUAAAUGUGUCUGAAGUAUCAUUAAAAUUGUCUUAAAAUAUUUUUGUUGUUUCAGCGAUCGUUUUCAAAGCACAGUCGAAUAAGAGUGAUUAAUAACAGCUUUAGAAACGUGUUUUAUAACUGUUGUAAAAUAUAAAAAAAAAAUAUGAAUGAUUAAAAGAGGAAUUUUGACUUGUUUCAGUGGGCCUUAACCUAAAGCUUGAUUUUUUCCCAUAAAUUACGACGAGAGUUUAUCAUGAAAUGUGCUUUCGGGUUUUAUCAAUUAGUCCUUGUCUAGAAAAAAAAAGGAGUAAAGCUGACAAGGGUCAAAAUAUGGUAUUUUAUUUACAUGCAGAUGACUAUAGAAAAACUUGAGCUUUUAAUGUUCAAAAUGUUGGUAGCAGUUCAGCAUUAACGUACACCAUUCCAUUUGUCGUCCUAGACACAUACACGUUAGACUGAAUUUAAACAUGUAACGUCAGGGUAAUUGUAUUACCUUGUCAGUACACCCGACAUGACCUUCACGAAUAUGUAUUUAUUAACAAAAGGUAGUAGUAAAAUAUAAAAUUAUAAUUCUGUAGAACUAUUAUUACAUUAGAAAAUAAAAUGAAAGUCAAAAGUAAAUGCAAAGGGUCAUAUGAGCUUCAAUUUCCAACUCAAAGGCUAAAACUUCCAACAAUUAUCGCAACAUUAUUCCUUUUUA
Messenger RNA from Mizuhopecten yessoensis (Yesso scallop), 4213 nucleotides. Its product is annotated as polypeptide N-acetylgalactosaminyltransferase 5-like. Gene Ontology annotation, cellular component: Golgi apparatus. Lineage: Eukaryota; Metazoa; Mollusca; Bivalvia; Pectinida; Pectinidae. The transcript is spliced from 12 exons. The coding region runs from base 182 to 2713 and encodes 843 amino acids. The record is from RefSeq and is a predicted model, not a curated record.